CAGGAGGUUCGGGCACCUAGGCCGUCACCUACUCGCCACCGAUCGCUAAACUUAGACCAACCACUGGCAGCUCCGUCGGUCCUCUCUCUCUCUCUCUCCUUCUCGCCGUCCCUCUUUCUCCGAUUCCCUCCACCCGUGGCCGUCGUUUCGCUCUCGGCUCACCUCGCCUCGCAGUAGGCCAACGAGUGGUCGCCGGUCAGGUUCGGCCGUCCCCUGAUCGUUCCGAGGACCACGCGUCCCAUCCCGAGCCCUCCCGUACGUAUGCGAAGAGGUGACGCCGCGACGCGGACGCGGCAUCGGGUCUCCACCCUUUUCAUUUUCCGAAAGGAAAGGAAGGUUCCGACAAGUCGAGACGUCAACGUCGGCCAGCCUAGGCUUGGUCCUGGCGAGCUAAUUCGCUGUUUGACCUAGGAGAGGAGAGUACAGGAGAGGACAGACGACACGGGAGGACAGCGGCAGAAGCCAUGGCUUACACCUGGAAUAAUCGCGUUGAUUUCAUAGUGAGGUUCUUAUACGACAUAGACAAUAAUGGGUCGCUGGACCAGCACGAUUUUGAGUGCAUGGCCCUUAAGAUGACCGUCAUCGAGGGGAAAGGAGACUUUAACGGUGCCAAGCACCAAGAGAACCUCCACGUCAUGAGAUCCCUCUGGGAAGAGAUAUCGUCCAUGGCCGAUCUUAAUAAGGACACCGUUGUCACCACCGACGAGUUCAAGGAGGCCGUGCAAAAGAGUUGCGUCGGCCGUCCUUUCGGUGAAUUCCCCCAGUCGUUGAAGCUGUUCAUCGACAACCACUUCAAGCUCAUGGACAUGAACAACGACGGCGUCCUCGGGGUGGAGGAGUACCGGUACGAUUGCGUUACCAGAAUUCCAGUGGACGACAUUAGUAUCCUCGACCAGGCGUACCAGUCUCUCUUAAAUGACGACGAUCGGAAACGCGGUGGAUUGACGCUGAGUCGUUAUCAAGAGCUCUACGCCCAAUUUCUAGGUGAUCCCAGCGAUAAGUGCCCAGCGGCGAAUCUCUUCGGGCCGCUGCACAGAUUAUGAUAAUCGCCUAGCAAAAGGGAAGAUUAGGAUCGAAAUUGAACUUUAUCAAGGAGGAAUUCCUACGUGUAAAUUUCGGUUUGAAUUUUUAUCCCAUCCUUAGUCGCUGCCCCUUAAGACGAGACACUUAGCUUAAUCGGUAUCAAGUAGUCCUCUUUUGUGACCGAACGAUAGGUUCUCCACGGUUGGUAUAAAAUCGACGUUGAAUGAUCUCUUUUUAAGCCUGGAAACAAGACUUGCGGUUAAAGUCCUUCGGUGUCUCGGUCGCAACAGGCAGAUUCGUAGAUAUGUCCUCUUUAUUUUGACAAUGUCGUGAACAGUCGUUGCGGCGGUUACAGCUGGCGUCCUCUUACAAAUGGUACUACUAUCACGACUGGAAAAGGCAGAAUAAUUAUCAUAGACUAUUAUCCGUGAGAAGGUAUUGUAAUUAUCAACGUAAAUGUAUAUAUGUAUAUACAUGUCGAAUAAAAGUUAAAAAAAUUCGGAGACCACGGCUGGCGUCCGAGACGCGCGAACCCCUUAAGGACUAUCGUUGGGGAGUUGGUCGUCCUUGGAGGUAAUUCAA
Messenger RNA from Orussus abietinus, 1605 nucleotides. It is a transcript of the gene Scp1, whose product is annotated as sarcoplasmic calcium-binding protein 1. NCBI's taxonomy places the organism in Eukaryota, Metazoa, Arthropoda, Insecta, Hymenoptera, Orussidae. The transcript has 5 exons. The coding region runs from base 465 to 1043 and encodes 192 amino acids. Gene Ontology annotation, molecular function: calcium ion binding. The record is from RefSeq and is a predicted model, not a curated record.